UCCUUGCUGGCUUCGUCUGCAGUUACAGGUGGUUUAAAGUCCGAAGAAAACCUGCCGCAUCCUCGUCGUCUAAUUAAGCGUCAGCAUCCCCUUCGUCCAACCCAACGAGCCCGGGAUCCGUAUAGUCGUAACCGACAUAGAACAAGUCGGCCGAACGAUAGGAUCGGCUUUGAUAGAACAGCCCCCAAACAAAGCAGUAGUCCGUUUUUUUCUGCUGCUUCCGGCUCUGAUAUUAAUCGACUUAUUAAACAACCCCAUCUUGAUUCUCAACCUCUCCUGCCAGGAAUGCUAUUUUCCACCAACCGACUUAAGCGAUCUAGCCACUCUGGCACAAAAGAGAUGGCUAGUGGGAUGAUCAAGAGAGCCAAGAUAUUGGGGACAGUUAGACUUAAGCCCGACGACGAGAAUAAUAAGAUCGACAAGAUGGUAACAGCGGAUAAAAACGGAGCAAUCGAUGAAUGGGUUGUUAAUGAUAUGAGUGCAGGUAGGGUUGGCGGAAAAUCAGCCUUUUCAAUCAUCCCGGUAUCACAAGUUCCACACGUUCAUCAGUCUUCUGAUCCUCAUAGAAUACAUCGCAACAUUGCCUCUUCUUCUUCCUCUUCUUCUAUAUCGUUGGUCGCACUUCGACGUCUUUAUGGAUUAAUGUUAUUCACUCGUAGCCAGCGUUGUCAGAUGCUUACUCAAGCAGCCAGUUUGGCUCUCUCGCAGAUUAUCCCGCAAUCACCUUCUCUCCAAGAGCUCACUCAUCCCUCUUCUUCUCAAUGA
Messenger RNA from Protopolystoma xenopodis, 765 nucleotides. The record is from the annotation of a GenBank genome assembly. NCBI's taxonomy places the organism in Eukaryota, Metazoa, Platyhelminthes, Monogenea, Polystomatidea, Polystomatidae.